This is a messenger RNA of Platichthys flesus (European flounder), 849 nucleotides long. RefSeq names its product axonemal dynein light intermediate polypeptide 1-like. Gene Ontology annotation, cellular component: filopodium; axoneme. Gene Ontology annotation, molecular function: dynein heavy chain binding. The transcript is spliced from 7 exons. The coding region runs from base 1 to 765 and encodes 254 amino acids. The record is from RefSeq and is a predicted model, not a curated record. NCBI's taxonomy places the organism in Eukaryota, Metazoa, Chordata, Actinopteri, Pleuronectiformes, Pleuronectidae.
AUGAUCCCACCGACAGACUCUCUCCUGAAAUACAGCACCCCCGUUCUGAUCAGCAAGACCACAGACGAGAAAUUACCUAAGCAGGUGCGCCCCUCGAGAGCGGGCCCUCAGCAGUCCAGUGACUCCAGCCCUGUUCCACCUCCACCUAGAUCCUCAGAUUCUACUGAGGACACCUGGAAGGGAAAUGAGGCCACUUUGGACACCAUCUUCCCACCAAGAGAAUGGAUGGUAGGGAAACAACAAUGGCUGCAGCAAGUGUCCAGCAUUCCUUGUACAAGAACAGAUGUCGUACGCCUCGAGGAACUGCUGGACACAAACCUACAGAGGAGGCAGGCCAGAGACACGGGCAUCUGUCCCGUUCGCAGGGAGCUCUACACCCAGUGCUUUGAUGAGCUCAUCCGACAGGUGACCAUCAAUUGUGCCGAGAGGGGUCUGCUGCUGUUGCGGAUUCGAGAUGAGAUUAACAUGUCCUUUGCUGUCCAUGAGACCCUGUAUGAGAGCAGCAUUGGGUUCGGCAUGAGGAAAGCACUGCAGGCCGAGCAGGGCAAAGCUGACACGGAGAAAUGCACUGCUGAUCUGAAGAAUGAAAUUCAAGACCUGAAUAGGGAAUUGAACGAGGAGAAAACUAAAUGUGACGUGAUAGAACAGAGAGAAGCUGAAAAGCGGCAGGUGGAAGAGAAGAAGUUCACAGAGGAGAUUCAGUUCCUUAAGAGAACCAAUCAGCAACUCAAGAACCAGCUGGAAGGGAUCACACCGAAAAAAUGACUGCAAAAUAAAAAACCCUGAGUUACCAUUUCCCCAUUUGCCGGAUGAAAACUUGAACAUCAAGAGAGCAUCACACCUGUAAAU